AUGAACUACCUAACAUGUUUUUUACUCUUGUUGUUGCCUGCACUGUCUUCCUCCCAGUAUCUUGGGAACAUCCUUCUAACUAAUCGUAAGAUAUUCCCCAAACAAGAAGAAGCCGUUACCUCUUAUGCUGUGAUCUUUGAUGCUGGUAGCACUGGAAGUCGUGUUCACGUCUUCCACUUUGACCAGAAUUUAGAUCUCCUUCACAUUGGCAAUGAUCUCGAGUUUUACAAAAAGGUCACACCCGGUUUGAGUUCUUACGCAGAUGAUCCUGAAAAAGCUGCAGAAUCUUUGGUUCCACUUUUGGAGGCUGCUGAAAAUGUUGUCCCUGAGGAUCUGCAUCCCAAGACACCCCUUAAGCUUGGGGCAACGGCAGGUUUAAGGUUGUUGGAAGGGGAUGCUGCAGAAAAUAUAUUGACAGCGGUUAGGGAUAUGUUCAACAACAGAAGUACCCUGAACGUUCAAUCAGACGCAGUAGCUAUAAUUGAUGGAACCCAAGAAGGUUCAUAUCUAUGGUUGGCAAUUAACUAUCUAUUGGGGAGAUUGGGGAAAAAGUUUAGUAAGACAGUGGGAGUAGUUGAUCUUGGAGGUGGAUCAGUUCAAAUGGCCUAUGCUGUCUCAAGGAACACUGCAAAAAAUGCUCCAGUAGCACCUGAUGGAGAGGAUCCAUACAUAAAGAAGCUAUUUGUCAAGGGCAAAAAAUAUGAUCUCUAUGUUCACAGUUACUUGCACUUUGGUAAAGAAGCAUCUCGUGCUGAGAUUUUGAAGAUCACCAAUGGUGCAGCUAACCCUUGCAUUUUGGCUGGAUAUGAUGGGACCUACACAUAUUCAGGAGUGGAGUAUGCAGUGUACCCUCCAAUUUCAGGGUCCAGCUAUGACGCAUGCAGAGACAUAGUCCUUGAGGCUCUCAAAGUGAAGGAGCCAUGUUCCCACCCUAACUGCACUUUUGGUGGGGUAUGGGACGGUGGAAGAGGAAGUGGACAGAAAACUAUCUAUGCUACUUCAUCUUUCUAUUACCUGGCCUCAGAUGUUGGUAUCAUCGCUGCAAACGCACCCAGUGGCAUAGCUCGUCCUGUGGAUUUUGAGAGUGUAGCUAAGAAAUCUUGCGGACUAACAUUUGAAGAUGCCAAAAUCGCUUAUCCUCUUCUUACUGAAGAAAGAAUUCCAUGGGUAUGCAUGGAUAGUGUAUACCAGUAUACGUUGCUUGUUGAUGGAUUUGGUCUAGAUCCUUUUCAAGAGAUUACAGUGGCAAUCGAAAUUGAAUAUGAAGAUGCUGCUGUGGAAACAGCAUGGCCUCUUGGCACAGCCAUUGAAGCCAUAUCAGCAUUGCCUAAAUUUGAUCGGUUUAUGUAUUUCAUGUAA
Molecule: messenger RNA, 1359 nt
Organism: Sphenostylis stenocarpa
Lineage: Eukaryota; Viridiplantae; Streptophyta; Magnoliopsida; Fabales; Fabaceae
Source: the annotation of a GenBank genome assembly